CCAGUCGAUGUCCAGGGGGAGGUGGUGCUCCAACGUGACUUCCUGCCGCCCUCCUCCCUCUCUGAGCGGGCAGAGGCAGAGGUGAGCCCCGCUGCUGCUGCACUUCACUCUGGGAAAGAAAAAGCGGCCGACGGACGGAUUAUCAGCUCAGUACAGUUAGCUCGUCGGCUAACGGGUCAACACCAAAACAAGCCACCGAGGGGGAACCAUGAAAACCCUCCAGUGAAAGUUAGGCACGGUUUACCCGAAGACUUUAAUGCACGGAAAGGCACAAAAAAGGAGGAUCCCGGAUCAUGCCUUCGGGAACGGGAAGGCUAGUUUAGGGGCUAGCGAGGCUGCAAACUAUUUUUAAUUGGCUUGAAUGGCUCCUGCUUGUGUUCUCCUGUCAUAGCGACAGUUUGGGGAAUUAAAAAAGAAAGGGAGAGGCCCUUCAUGACAAACCAAAAGCCCGGAUUUUAAAGCGUAAUUUGGGAAGAAAAGCUGCCAAAGGGACCCAAAAUGAAGAAGCAGUUCAAUCGGAUGAAGCAGCUCGCCAAUCAAACAGUUGGCAGAGCGGAGAAAACAGAAGUCCUCAGCGAUGACCUCCUGCAGAUUGAACGGCGCAUGGAGUUGGUGCGCGUCGUGUCGCACAACACACACAAGAGGAUGGUGUCGUGUCUACAGGGACACAUCGGAGCAGAGGCAGAAAAGAGACAUUCCGUUCCACGCCUCUAUACAGGAAACGGUCAGAAAAAGCUUCCUCUCACUGCACUAUCCCAGGCCAUGGUGGAAGGAGGAAACCAGUUGGGAGAGGACUCCUUGAUAGGGAAGAUGAUGGAAGUGUGCGGCGAGGCGGAGAAUCGCCUGGCGUCAGAGCUGAUGCUCCACGAGCUGCAGAUCGAGAAGGACGUCCUGGAUCCUCUCAGCCAGCUCGCAGAGGUGGACAUUCCCAACAUCCUGAAGCAGAGGAAACAGCUGGCCAAACUGGUGCUGGACUACGAUUCUGCCAGAGCACGAUGGUUGCAGGCAACCAAGUCAAUAAUCUCAGGAACAAACACUCACGCACUGACGGCCAAGGCUGACCUCCUCAAAGAGGAGAUGGACGAGGCCAUGAACAAAGUGGAGCUCUGCAAGGACCAACUCGCUGCAGACAUGUACAGUUUCUUCUCCAAAGAAGGGGACUAUGCCCGCUACUUCUUCGUAACACUCUUAGAAGCUCAAGCUGAUUACCACAGAAAGUCUCUCACUGUGCUGGAGAGCGUGCUGCCAACCAUCCAGGAUCAGCAAGACUCGUGGACGGAGAAGCCAGCGUUCGGCACGAUGCUGGACGAACACCUGAAGAGGAGCGGACGAGAGAUCGCUCUGCCGCUGGAGGCCUGCGUCAUGAUGCUGCUGGAGACCGGCAUGAAGGAGGAGGGUCUAUUCAGAAUCGCAGCCGGAGCGUCGAAGCUAAAGAAGCUAAAGGCAGCGCUGGACUGUUCCACUUCACAACUGGAGGAGUUCUACUCUGACCCCCAUGCUGUCGCUGGAGCACUGAAGUCCUACCUGAGGGAACUCCCUGAGCCUCUGAUGACGUUCCAGCUUUACGAUGAAUGGAUACAGGCAUGCAGCGUGUCAGACCCGGACAAGAGGCUCCAGGCUCUCUGGGUUGUGUGUGAUAAUCUCCCAAAGAACAACAAAAACAACCUGAAGUAUCUGGUGAAGUUUCUCGCCAAACUCGCUCAGGACAGCGAUGUGAACAAAAUGUCUCCGAGCAACCUCGCCAUCGUCCUGGGACCCAAUCUGAUGUGGGCCAAAACUGAGGGGAGUCUGGCUGAGAUGGCUGCAGCGACCUCUGUGCACGUGGUGGCCAUCAUCGAGCCGAUCAUCCAGCACGCUGACUGGUUCUUCCCUGAGGAUGUGGAGUUCAAUGUGUCCGGCAUGUUUGCGAUGCCCACGCCUGCAUCCAACCACAACAACCACCUGGACUAUGACUGUAGCACCAUCGAGAGGAAGAGGCCGGGCAGCAUGGUGGGACCAGAGAACGACUCGGCACGCAAAGAAAACACUCCUAACAAGUACUCGGACCACACCCUGCGUAGAGGCAGUAACACCUUAGGUAGAAAGCAGCACACCUCACCUGCCUUCCAGCCCCCUUUACCCCCUGUGGAGGCCCCCCCCUCAGCCGAGCCCUCGCCCCCGGCUCCAUCAGGGGGUCCGGGGCCCGACACCCAGCAGAGCCUCGCUCAGAGCCUCGCUGCCCUCGCCGCCGCGCAGCAGCUCCUAGCGCAGCACACGGAGGAGCUCAGCAUUUCAAAGCUGCGUGACCACACCCCGGGCCCGACCCCCCCGCUCCAGAGGAACGGCUCUGGAGCCGGGCAGCUGGGCACUGGGACCCCCGGGGCUGGACCCCUGGGGCCCAGUCCACAUCUGAUGCGCAGAGGUACCAAGAAGCAGGCUCCGCCCCCCCCCAAGCCGCCGAACCCCCCCCCCCUGCAGCCCUGUAACAUGACCAACCACGCCCCCCCCUCCUCCCACUGCCUCAGCCUCUCCCCCAGACCCGUGUCCUGCCUCUCCCCCUCCUCCCCCACCUCCCCCUCCUCACAGCCCUGUGCCACGCCCCGACGCCACUCCAGCAACCAGCCUCCCAUCCAGGCGCCCAGCCACCCUCCCCCCGAGCCCCCGUCACCCGCCAGUCCUCAAACGCAUCACGGGGGGCGGGGAGACCCUCAGAGCACGGAGCCCUCGCCCCCAGGCAGCCCCACCCCUCCAGACACCCCUCCACCCUCCACCACUGCUGCUGCCCAGGAAGUAGCUCCUCCGUCCCCGUCUCCCUUCCAGUCGGGGUCCCUCCCCCGGCCCAGACCCGUCCCCAAACCCAGGAACCGGCCCAGCAUCCCCCCCCCUCCACAGCCUCCCCCCACCCUGACCGGAGACACCAACGGGAUCUGUGCCACCGCCUACAAGAUGAUGGACCCGGCGAUGUCUUUCCGAGGCCUGAGUCGAGUGUUGGUCCCUGAGAUCGCUGUAGAGCAGCCGCCCCCCCCCCUGCUGCCAACCAGAGACUGUGAGCUGGACACUGAGAGCACCGUCCUGUAAAGAGGAGAACACACACACACACACACACACACACACACACACACACACACACACACACACACACACACACACACACACCUCCCUCUCAUUUAAUCUGCUCGUCCCAUAUCUGGAACCCCAGGACUUUAAUGUGACGCAACACUUCUGGAAACCAUGACAGAGGUCUGGCUCUCGGUAAAUAACGGCUAUAAAACCAGUUUCACCAAACUGAAAUGGGAAUCCAAUUUAUUUGAAGAACUAAACUUGAUUUUCUUGUCACAAGCAUAUUUCAUUUUUAUUGUAGCAAAUCUAGGGGCUCAGGGCUGCAACUAUCUUUUAUCUUUGAUUAGUCUGCUGGUUAUUUUCCCAAUGUAUAGAUUAUUCUUUUGGUCUGAAAAUAGUUUAAAUGUCUUGUUUUGACAGUCCAGAAUCCACAGAUUAAGUCAAAUCCAUAUUUAAGAGGCUAAAAAGAACAUUUUCUGCAUGUAAAAUGACUAUUUAUGUUGUAUUUUCUGACAUUGUCAUAGUUGGAUCUGAAAGACAUUCAAUAGAUAUUUACUUUAACAAUUUAAUAAUCCAUAAAUCAUUUUUAAAGCUAAAAAUACCAAAAAACAAGCUACUAGAAUAUGUAAACUAAGGUUUUUGGGAGCGCAUUUCAACUUUUUGGGGACAUCUUAUUGACCAAAUAAUUAAUUAAGAGACUAACCAGCAGAUUCAAAAAUAGUUGCAGCCCUUAUCAUGGGGGAUAUCAUCGUAUUAGACCACUCUUUAUGACCUCCAGCCACACCACCACCACCACCACCUUCUUCUUCUCUGUUUUUAAAUACUUAAUUUGGAGUCACAGAAUAUUUAAAUUACAUUUUGCUCAGUUGAGUUCAAUCUAAGAUCUAUCUAGUGAUCAAAAAACAACAAAACUCCAAAACCAAACCCCUUCUUCUUCAGGUGUCCCAGAGUUGCCGUCACUCGCCGUUAUUUACCCAGAGUCCUCGUGACCUCCAUCAUGGUAGCAGCCGGUGGGGAGCGUUGUGUCACUGAAGCCCCCCCGCUGCCCACGCCCGGCUGUCUCUACUCCGCAGACAAUCACCCAGCAGAGGACAAAAAAAGGACUUCUGACUCACCGCUAACACGUCAGAAAACGAGUAAAGAGCGUGGGUACCGACCGCGGGGGGAACGCCAACACAUGGACUCGUUUUGGACCUUGGUGUGAGGUUGUGUAUGUUUUUUUUAUGUUGAAAAAAGGCCUUAGAUCAAUAAAUGAAUUAAAGAAGAGGUAUUUCUACAGCACAGGGGGAUAUCAACUAAAACAAAAGGUCAGCAGGUGACGGAGAAACCAAAAACUGUUAAGGUGUGACUGCGGGUUUCCAGUCGUCUCAAACACUUGAUUUUUGUAUGGCAUCCCCUCACUCCUGUAUUUAUUUACCGAUUUAACACGCAUUCCCUGUGGCUUGACGUAAUUAAUGCAGUCUUUAAAUGUAAAUCAUGCCUUAAGGGUUCCUCCCAGAACCAACAUAUAUAUAUAUAUACAUAUAUAUUUACUGUAUCGGCUCCUAGUACUACAGUAUUUUCCAAGAAGCUGUCUUGGCAUCAGUUUGUUUCAGGGACGUGAGGAAGGUGACCCUCUGCAAUAGAAGUCUUGUAUUGUUAUUUAAAUGUGUUUUUUGGUUGAUUUCUUUGGGUUUUUAUAAGGAGAAGUAGCAACCACCGGCCCAGCCUGAACAGUCAGUAUUUGUUUUUGCCUUUUUCUGUUUAUUUUCCAUCGAUCCGUGUGUGUUUUGAGCAGGCUGUGUGUGAGUGAAUGUAGUGAAAGGUGUUUCCAGCCUGAACAGAAAGACGCACAAACAGCUGAUGUUGCACCCGAGCGCAGGCAAGUGGUUUAUGAGUGAAGAACUGGUUUAGAGAGGUUUUUUUUCUGUCUUUCCCACUGAGCUGAGAGCACGCAGCGCUGUGAUCUCUCAGUAGUGAAGUGGUGUCAGAUUUCGCCAGGUCAAAAAAAAAUGCUUUAUGAAAAAAAACGUAUCUCUGUGUAAGCUUUUGCUCUUCGGCCUCAGAUGUUCUGACCCAAUACGGUACCAAUGAAGAACGUCUUGGAUGCUGCACCUUCCCUGAAAAUGUUGGUUUUUUUCAGAGAAACUCGAGCGUUAUAAUCCCCCCCCCCCCCUUUCUUCUCUCUGCUGCCUUAUCCUGAAGACGAACAAACGCCAUUAAACUAAAAAGUGAUAAUGCUGCAUUUUAAAGCGCCAUUGUUUUGUAUGUAUGCCAUCUGGUGAGCUGAAAUAUGGAAUAAAAACAUGUAAUAUGAA
Messenger RNA from Trematomus bernacchii (emerald rockcod), 5336 nucleotides. RefSeq names its product Rho GTPase activating protein 17a (gene arhgap17a). Lineage: Eukaryota; Metazoa; Chordata; Actinopteri; Perciformes; Nototheniidae. The record is from RefSeq and is a predicted model, not a curated record. Gene Ontology annotation, biological process: positive regulation of GTPase activity; regulation of Rac protein signal transduction; signal transduction. Gene Ontology annotation, molecular function: GTPase activator activity; protein binding. Gene Ontology annotation, cellular component: intracellular anatomical structure; cytoplasm; cytosol.